GUUCAUAUUUCCAGUACGGACUGUAAAAAAGGAAGGCUCUUAUCCAGAAGAGAUGGCUACGGCGCUCCUCCUCUUCACCGCCACUCCAACCGUCGCUUCUCUCUCAUUGCAUUCUUCUUCAUCACCCUCGUCUUCCUCUUUGCUCGCUGCUCAUCCUUUCUCGAGGUUUGGUAAAACCUGUAAUGGUUUGGCACCAAGAACGUACAUCAAUCACCGAAUUCAUGCCCCAUAUAUUGUCAAAGGACGAGAUGCAUUGGUUGUGAAUGCAACUUCUGAUGUUGAUGGUGUGAGCGCUGACAACAAUCCCGAAUCUCCCUCAGAAACUAAAGAGGAAAAUGUGUCGGUUGAGAACCUCCCUUUGGAGUCCAAGCUCCAGGAAAAGCUUGACCAGAAAACGAGGAUGAAAAUGGCGAAGAAAAUUAGACUGAGAAGAAAGCGGCUGCUCAGGAAACGCCAUCUGAGGAAGAUUGGGAGAUGGCCACCAUCCAAGUUGAAAAAGAACAAGAAUGUUUAGCCUUUUCUUCCCAUUUUGUGUGAUCUCCCUUUCAUCCAAUAUGCAUCUAAAAUGGAAAGAAACUAGAUAAAUUCUUUGUGUUGUACUACCAGAUAUCUGUACUUGAGAGUUUUCUACUGCUAAUACAAUCGUAUUUGUUUAUAUUA
This is a messenger RNA of Ipomoea triloba (trilobed morning glory), 660 nucleotides long. Its product is annotated as 50S ribosomal protein 5 alpha, chloroplastic. Bases 53 to 514 code for a protein of 153 amino acids. The transcript is spliced from 2 exons. NCBI's taxonomy places the organism in Eukaryota, Viridiplantae, Streptophyta, Magnoliopsida, Solanales, Convolvulaceae. The record is from RefSeq and is a predicted model, not a curated record.